CAAUGGCAUUCUCAUUUGUUUAAAAGGGCUAAAGGCAGAGGAAAAUUAGCUUCAACAUGUUGAUUUGAUUAAUUAAAUCAAAUUAUAACCCUGCAAAAUAAUUAAAUAGGCUGAAGACAGACGGAACAUAGUACACCAUUAAAAGGGUAUCAUUAGCAACAAAUACAGAACACGUGUAGGGACAUUUAUUCCUACAUUCCCACGCUGACAUAUCACACACUCACACAUGCCAGUUCCUAUGUCCUUCACUCUCUCCAUCUUACUCACAUAGAAACAAACUCAUCACCUGCAAACAUGACAGAAAAUGUAAGCUCAAGGAUGGACACCCCAACCAACAUUUCCUUGGUGGGACCAGGGGACCCCAUAUCCCAGUCUCUAGAGUACAAGACUGUGGCAGUUUUUCUGGUUCUGCUAGUCUGUGGACUUGGCAUUGUGGGUAAUAUCAUGGUGGUUCUGGUGGUUCUCACCACGAGACACAUGCGUACGCCCACUAACUGCUACCUGGUCAGCCUGGCCAUAGCGGACCUGACCGUGCUGGUGGCCGCUGGUCUGCCCAAUGUGUCAGACAGCCUGACGGGUACCUGGGUGUUUGGGCAUGCUGGCUGCCUUGGCAUCACCUACCUCCAGUACCUUGGCAUCAAUGUGUCCUCCUGCUCUAUCACAGCCUUUACUGUGGAGAGGUACAUUGCUAUCUGCCACCCAAUGAGGGCCCAGACAGUGUGCACGGUGUCCCGGGCCAAGCGGAUCAUAGCAGGGGUGUGGGUGUUCACCUGUGUCUACUGCAUGCUGUGGUUCUUCCUGGUGGAUAUCCAGGUAAUGAAGAGCGGCAGCAUCCAGUGUGGCUACAAGGUGUCCCGUGACCUCUACCUCCCCAUAUACCUCAUUGACUUUGCCAUCUUCUAUGUGAUCCCUCUGCUCCUGGCCAUCGUCCUGUACGGCCUCAUCGCCCGCAUCCUGUACCUCAAUCCACUCCCCAACCGGCCCGAUGCGGGCACGGUCUCCUCUGGUGCCACCACGCUCCGCAGGAGCUGCAAGGAACCAGCAGAUGGAGGGAAAGGGGGUCGUCAGGGCCGCCCGAAGAGCACGCUCUCCUCCAGGAAACAGGUCACUAAGAUGCUCUCAGUGGUGGUGAUCCUGUUCGCUUUACUGUGGAUGCCCUACCGGACCUUGGUCCUUAUUAACUCCUUCAUUGCCACACCCUACCUGGACGCAUGGUUUGUUCUGUUCUGUCGGAUCUGUAUGUAUGCCAACAGCGCCAUCAACCCCGUAGUGUACAACCUGAUGUCUCAGAAGUUCCGUUCAGCGUUCCGCGGGCUCUACAGAUGCCAGAGCCAGGAGGCCCACCACCGCUCCCUCUCCAUGAUCCAGAGCGGCUACAGCAUGGCCAGGGACCCACGCACCCCACAGCAGACCAGCAACGGGACCAAACAGGGGGCCAGGAGAGUGACCUGCACUGACACAGUGACAGAGUGGCAGAGCAAAGACACCUCCCCAGCCAAAGAGAAGAAGGAUCUGGAUCACCUGAAGGAAGAUAGGAAAGACACAAGCUGUGGUGAGAUCAAAUCAACACCUCAACAAACUGAGAUCAUGUCCACGUCUAGGCAAAAUGAGAUCAAAUCUACACUUGGGCUGAAUGAGAUCAAAUCCACACCUGGGCAAAAUGAGAUCAAAUCCACACCUGGGCAGAACGAGAUCAAGUCCAUACCUGGGCAAAAUGAGAUCAAGUCCACACCUGGGCAAAAUGAGAUCCAGUCCACACCUGGGCCAACUGAGAUGACUGAGGCAGGAAUGAAUCACACAGUGCUGUAGAUAAAACAAGCCUGUUUUCACAUGAGGAAGUGAGUAUUAGUCAUUCACCAAUUCAAGCAAAUUUUGGUAACAUAUCAAGCCCUUGACGGGUAUUGCAGGAUGCAUUGGAAUGAAAAAUUCAUCCAUUACCCUUGAAUAAGCACUAUCACCUAUUGUAGAAUGAAACUAUUCUGGCCAAUAAUACUAUAUACAUUUAGGAUUCUGGAUUUUUGGCUGUUGCAUAGUCACAAAAAGCAUCAUCAACACGUGACGGAGUGGUAUGGACCACUUCCAGGGAUCACUGCAGGUCUCCUUUGCUCUUGUUAGUGCAUUUCAUUAGGUACACUUCUGUUGUUAAGCUCAGAGGGAAAGAGGAAUAACAUGCUGUUCAGAGAGAGCGAGAGAGAGAGAGCACUGGCUGCCUUUAAGGGAUGCCACAAAUACAUUUUUAGAAGUGCUUUUAGGUAUGAUGCUGCUUACAGAGAUCUUCUCAUCAUUCAGUUUCAAAGCCCUAAAAGUCAGAUGUGAAAUAGCAAUGAUCUGUCCUCCCUGCAGUCCAGGGACAACACUGUAAAGCACUGCCAUUUGUUCUGCAUAAAAGCCCCGGCUCAGAGCACAGGACAUGUUACUAUAGUUGUAUCUCCACUUUGCCAAGAGAUACAUGUUAAUGUUCUGGGCCACAUGUAAGAAAGUUGGAAGGACUGGCGUAACCGUGGUUUGGAGACCCAUUCAUUUGUGGCUGAAUGGUAUUCAACGAAUGCAAACAGAGUACACAGGUUAAAUGCCCAUAGAUGUUUAAUGUUUGGGUUAAUAUCUGGAUAAACAGCAGUCGUAAAUGAUCCCUUAACAAUGUUUGGGGAAGUGGGAAUAUUAGGAUGCUGGCCUUCAAAGUGGUUCAGCCGACCCAGCCCUGCGAAAAUGAGUUCAAGUUGUUGUAUUAUUGAAAGAGUGGCUCAUCCGCUAUCUACACAUCCACACCUCAUUAUGAGUCAUGGUCCCAGCCCAACCUAGGCUGAGUCUCUUUCAAAUCACACAUCCUGAAUUAAAGUGGAAUGUGUGCAAAUUCUUUAUCCUGUAAUGAGAAUACCACUCUAGUUUCAGUCAUUUCUAGUGGGUAGCCAUCAAGACAUGUAUAGAUGAGUAAGGUCUGCAGCAUUUUAAUAGAUAGUUUCAGUGCCACAGAUUUAGUCAUCAUCCAGUUCAUGUCAUACACGUAUAGGUUCCACGGCUAUUCUACAGUAUGUGAUCUCCAAUCCCAGUGGUCGGCAGACUAUUACAUUUUAUUACACAAAUAUGAACACAUUUCAAAUCUCUAAUAAUAUUUUUUUUGUUGAGAAAUAAGUGCAUCAUAUUGAGACUCUGGUGGAUCCUUUGAUACGAAUAUAAAUGCCUUUUAACACUAUCCAACAAUUUAAUUCCUGAAUGUCUUUCCAAAAGUAUGUUUUGUUCAGUCGUUCAGUCACUGUCACUUGGUCUCUUUUCAAUGCUUUUUUCAAAGUCUUGGUUCUCCCUCUCUGUCUUCCCAGUUUACCUUGUCUUUUAUUCAUGCCAUCUAAAACCUGUGCCUCAAAGAAAAGCACUGAACAUUUCUUCCUACAUCAUUGAGAUGGGUUGAGAAUACAUCUGUCAUUUUGCCAAAAAACUGUUGAAACAUAAUUAAUGUUUUGCUUUGUAUUUGAAAAGCAGAACAUCAUUCUGUUGUUAAGGAUAAUUACAACAUUCUCAAACGUAACUGCCAAAGCAACAAAUGUGGCAUAACAAAACACUCUUUAUCUAGUUGUUUACACAGUGUAUGGAUUUGCUGAUAGGAUUUUGUAGUGCUAUUUGGACGCUGGAAAGCGUGUAUAUUUUUUGGACUGUUUUUUUUUUUUGUCAUUAUUGGGAGCUAGAAAGCUUGCCACUUUGAUAUUGUGUCAUCAGUGCGUUGUAAUCUCAAUCUUAGAAUUGUAUUUGAUAUGCUAAACUGGUGUUUGUAAUGAUAAAUAAGCUAUGUACUGGUGUGUGGUGUACAGUAUAUGCACGCGCAGUAAGUACAGUGUUGUGUUUACAAUUUUGC
Messenger RNA from Salvelinus sp. IW2-2015, 3844 nucleotides. Its product is annotated as thyrotropin-releasing hormone receptor-like. Gene Ontology annotation, cellular component: membrane. Bases 295 to 1809 code for a protein of 504 amino acids. Gene Ontology annotation, molecular function: thyrotropin-releasing hormone receptor activity. NCBI's taxonomy places the organism in Eukaryota, Metazoa, Chordata, Actinopteri, Salmoniformes, Salmonidae. The transcript is spliced from 3 exons. Gene Ontology annotation, biological process: phospholipase C-activating G protein-coupled receptor signaling pathway. The record is from RefSeq and is a predicted model, not a curated record.